GACGAAUCAAUGCUCAACAGACUGUUCCUUGAUUUCCAAUGUUCAGGUCCCUUAAUAUGUCAUUAACAGUUUAACACAUUACAAAUCCUUCCCUGUAAGCAGCUGGCAAGUGCUUUGCAACAACAACACACAACCAAGUGUUCACGUAUUUUGUUAGAGCUAAAAACACAUCCAACUUUCUGCAAAUUUCCUUAGUAUUCUUGUUGUGUUUCCGUUCGCCGGAACUGUCGUUUGUGUGCUCAUUCAUGUGGGAACCAUGCCACUACUUUUGGAUUUCGAUUGAACCGCGGUGCAGGACUUUUGGUAGUUUCCUUUCUUAAUUGGUUGUUGAGCCCAAAAUUUCAGCCCCAUUAACGUGCAUUUGCCUACAGAUGCGUGUCUUUUUAAAAAUCACUUUCUAGUCGUAUUUGAGACCUACUUUGGUUUCCAACAUAAAUAAAUCUCUGAGAAAUGCAAACGGUCUUCAUUGCUCUACAAUGCUGCCAAUGCUGCACCAUGCAGGUAAUAUUCCAUUCAUGUCUGUUUUCACACACAAGCGAUUGAAGGAUUGGAUCUCUCUCUCUCUCUCUCAGGUGAAGCAGAAGAAGAAGAGCAGCAACAAGUGGAUCUGCGUGGUGUGCAACCAGAAGCAGUCCCUACGCAAAGUGUUCGCUCAGGGGUUCAUGGCAAAGGAUAUUCGGAAGUUCGUCCAGAGUUUCAACAUGUCCCGCCAGCUCUCCGAUCUCCCUCAACACCAAGAGCCGCGAACCCUAGACACAGAAGCCCCCUUCCCUAGCAACCCCAACAGCAAGAGAACCGAUUGGACCGAGUACCUGGAUUUGGAGGACGAAUCAACAGAGGAGGAAAAUGAGACAAGGAUAGUGACGGAGCUUCCAAAGGCAAUGUUCAAAAGGCCCAAGUUCAGCAAUUACACUGCAGGAUCACAAUCUGACAGCGAGAAGCGUUUCCGGCCAGUCUUUUCAAAAAGGAAUGCAAAAAAACACAGCACAUUGCAGGAUGAAGGUAGCACUAACUGAAAAUGAAAGGAAAAUGUAAUUGAUAAGCAUCAGUUGAUAAUGUUAACUCUGCAGAUGUAGGACCAAUGUCAAAGAGUGCUCUUGAAUGGGAAGAUGGCACACUAGAGUCUCAAGAUACUCCGUCUUGUUGCUCUACAAAAAAGGUUGCCAAAUCAAACAUGUAUUUUGUAAACGAAGAGCCUAACAAGGAGAGUCUGGCCACAGCAGCGAAGGGAGCCAUUUCCAAGUGGAGUGAGUACUUGACAAUAGAUGAUGAUUGAUGAUGCCGGUAAAUUGGAUUCUGGAAGUGGGAGAAUGCGUACCACUUUCUAGUGAUUUAGUUUUGCUGUAAAUAGUCAAAUGGGUCCACUUUUGGGUCAGAUUUUGGUGGAUUUUGAUUCUCCUUCAGAGGAUUAAUUUGUUCUUUUUACCUAGAACAUGAUGUCAUACUGUCAUAGAAUGCUUCCAUAGUGUACUGGUACAGAGUGUUUCUUUAGCAUGCUGCAGGAGCAAGGUGACCUUUCUGUUUCACCUUUCUCAACCAUACAGCAGACCUCUCUGUUAAAGUUCUGCUUGUUUGGUUUGAGCCUUGGCCAGGUCAACGGAACCACUAUGUUGUUCAGUGAAGUGCUACCUCAAUCUGCCAU
This is a messenger RNA of Cuscuta epithymum, 1642 nucleotides long. The record is from the annotation of a GenBank genome assembly. Lineage: Eukaryota; Viridiplantae; Streptophyta; Magnoliopsida; Solanales; Convolvulaceae.